AUGACUGUCGAGGCCCCCACGGAUGUCUUGCAUACUAUCAAUCUCGUCACACAAUAUAUAUGUAUUCCAGUCGUGACGAUAUUUGUGGCGUUGCGAUUCUAUACCCGGUUUCGAUUCAAGCAAUCCCUAGGAGUUGAAGAUGUUGCGUGUACGAUAUCCUGGCUCCUGUUUAUGGGAUAUUGUGCAAUCGGCAUUGUCAUCGGCGAACAUGGCGGAGGAUACUACUUUAACGAACUCAGCUCUAAGCAGCAAAUAGCAUUUAAAAAGUUCUGCUACAUUGCGACCAUUCUCUACUGUCCGAUGGCACUCUUCGUCAAAAUCGCCCUCCUAUCGAUUCUUACCCGCAUCUUCUCCCCAUAUCGCGGCAAAGUCUGGUUCAUCUAUAUCUUCCUCGGCUGCUUAUGCUGCUACUACCUCGUCGCUCUGAUCGUCAAGAUUUGCAUGUGCAACCCCAUCCCCAAGUACUGGCUCGGUGACCAGGUGCAGGGAAGUUGCCUGGACCAAACCGCUGCCCUCAUCGCCGACUCCGUGAUUAGUGUCGUCAGCGACCUUAUCAUCCUUAUCAUCCCAUUGCCAUUGACAUGGUCUUUGCAAAUGUCGCGCAAUCGAAAGCUGCGCGUGAUAGGCAUACUUGGUGCUGGUGGACUGGCCACCGCCUUCAGUCUUUACCGGCUGGUGAUCGUGUUGAAAGGCUCAAAAGAUGAGAGCAUCAUGUUUGUUACUGUCAUCUUAUCCGGCAAUGCCGAGGGAGGUGUUGGAUUGAUUUGCGCAUGUCUACCUGUCCUCAAUGUCAUGUUCGCCUAUUACAAGAAGAACUACUCGUCGCAAAAAUACUACGCAAACGGCGGCUCUACCCAUCCGUUGAGUGAUAGAAAGUCAGCCCCGGCUUCGAAUGUUGCUACUGACUGGGACAAGGUGACCAACUUUGGUGAUCAGAGCCAUCUAAUUUCAUUUGCUGGUCCCCCGGAGGCUGGUGAGUCGAUCUACAACCAGGACGGCAUCAGGAAGACGGUGGCUGUGUCACAGACCGUGGAAACGUCUUAA
Messenger RNA from Penicillium concentricum, 1044 nucleotides. RefSeq lists its product as uncharacterized. The record is from RefSeq and is a predicted model, not a curated record. NCBI's taxonomy places the organism in Eukaryota, Fungi, Ascomycota, Eurotiomycetes, Eurotiales, Aspergillaceae. The transcript has 5 exons. The coding region runs from base 1 to 1044 and encodes 347 amino acids.